This is a messenger RNA of Camellia sinensis, 1719 nucleotides long. Lineage: Eukaryota; Viridiplantae; Streptophyta; Magnoliopsida; Ericales; Theaceae. The record is from RefSeq and is a predicted model, not a curated record.
CUAAACAGUGGAUAUUUGUAACAUAAAUUUUGAAAUGUGUUUAAACACUUCAUGUUUUAAAAUUUGUGUCUACACACACGUCUCCCAUUACUUGGGAAAAUGAUGGAAGUCAGAGACACCGAAGAAACCGAACUAAGCACUAUCAUUCCACGGCGAAUUACACGGGAAUAGGCCGGUAAUCGGAAUUCAGCUUCGUAGGCGAAGCAAUACAAGAUCAGACUAACAGUGGUGACCCAGAUGGCCUUUUGGUAUGUUUCGAAUGAAGAAACAUUUUGUCCUUGAAAUUUCAGUUGGAUGAAGGCGAGGAGCAUCUGAGUGAAGACGGUGAGGAUGGCGUGGUGGGAAGUGGGUGGCGGCCGAAGGUGAGGGUGGGAGAGGAAGAUGCUCUUCGAGUUCACAAAUAAGACGUUGAUGUUGUUGUUGUUGUUCAUGUCUUGGAUUUAAGGCCCUGUUGGGUUGAUUAUGAUCUGCAAAAGAUGGAUAAGAAUGAGUUAGAACACAGUGAGAAAUAGGCAAAAUCGAAUGUAUAGAGUAUUGAGAUAAGAAAGAAGGGAAUGGAAUGGUUACGAGGCUACCAAGCUUUGAUUUUCAAUGCUUGAGGCGUUUGUGGCUUUUAUACUACUUUGCUAGGAGUUGGCUCAACACAUUAAGAUCCUCUACACUUUUUUUGUUUUUUUUUGUUUUUUUGGUAAUUAAGCCCCCAAAAGAAAUUAUUCUUUCUUUCCUUUUUCUUGCAUUGCCCAACGAAAAUGACUGAUUCCGGGUGUACUUGCAAUCGGUGAAAUGCAAUCUCUGAAAUGAGAACAUGAACUCCACCAUCAAUGAAUCUCAAACCUUUAUAAUAAAAGCAAAUGGCUACAAUUCAGUGUGGCCUCGACUCGAGCAUACCCCAUGUGUCCUCAUCAGCUCUAUACUCUCUGCAAUUGUUGACUACACAGUUCCAACAAAACCAAGUGAAGCGCAGCUGCAAACAGCUUCCUCAAUGUAUAGAAGCAUAUCAGGGUUCGCAAUUUCUCCUCUUGGCAAUUUUGUUGGGGGAUUUUUGGUAGAAGACUUAGAGAGAAUACCAGUUAAUCUUUUGUGUUGUAGUUUGGAAAUAAGGAUUGUUCUUGUAGAUAAAUGGAAUCAAAGUGGGUUAAAGUAUUGGAUAAUGGCCAUAGAAUCAUUGUUGACGCAAAGAGAAAACGGGCAGCCCAAUGUGCAGCAAAUAUAAUUGAAGCAAGCCACAAGGUGUUGUCAGUUCAGCCCAACCAUAAUUCAUUAUUUACGAAGCUUGGCAAGCGGAAAAGACUGGUUGGAUGCAAAACCAAAUGUGGGGUGCACUUGAGAAAAUCGUUACAUAAGAACUAUUCCAAUUUCAUGAAAAGUGGACUGCCACAGCGGUUACUGUUUUAUCAGAAUGGUGACUGGAAUGAUUUUCCUCGUGAUACUGUUGAGUUGGUUAGCAAAGAUUUUCAAUUGAAAAAAGCAGCAAUUGAAGUGCAGUUCAAGGGCUGCCAUUUAAUGUUUGAUAUCUUGUACAUGAUUCAAGUAGAUUUGAAGACAGGUUCCCAGAAACCUAUAGCUUGGAUUGAUGAAUCAGGUAGCUGCUUUUUUCCUCAAUUAUACUCUACUGAUGGUGGAAUACAUGAAUGCAAUCAAUCUGAGUUAGAAAAAGAUGAAUUUCGGUAUGCGGAACGAAAUGGGGCCCCUGAAAUCAAGUUGCAUCUUCAAAUAGAA